UCCAUGUGUUGUGUUAUACUUCUUGGGUCCUAUACUUCUCUCUCUCUCUCUCUCUCUCUCUCUGCAGCGACGAGCAAGCGACUCUUUCAUCUUUUUUCCUCUCUCGGGCUCCCUCCCUCCCAAUCGAACCUUGGUUCGCUUCUUCACGUGGCCUUCAACAUUUUGGUGCUUCCAUGGAGCAGCAUGAUUCAGUUCAACUGACUCACAAUGGGGAAGGCAUAGAUGACACAUUUGUGGAUCGGGUACUUUCUCAAGAUUCCUUUGAUGAGUUCAGUGUCUGGGGAGAUCGAGAGGUGAUUCCUAGAGUUGGAGAUCAGUACCAGGUUGAAAUUCCUCAGCUAAUGACAGAAUCUGAGUAUCUUUUGUAUUCAAAAGACCCAUUUGAGGAAGGAUGUGUGGAUUUUGUUCCCUGUGAUUUUCUAAUUGGUUUGCCCAUUCCAAUCACACGGAUCAAUACAGAGGUAAGGUCUAUGAAACAAAAAGGGAAGAAAUUUCUUGGUGACCCUAAUGGCAAAUUGAACAAAAAUCGGCACUCUGAAGCCCACAGCAGCAAGGCAACUGGUCUUACCUUAAAAGUUGAAGAUUCCAAUCAUAGUGCUGAUUCAGGAGAUUCAAAUAACUUAACUUUGGAACGGGAAAUGAAGAGACAAAUGCAUCAGAAAUACGGAGGUGAAGGAUACUGUUUAGUCCCGGGCUCCUGUGGUAGUUCAUGGAGUGAUAUUGAAGAGGCAAGUUUCCUCCUUGGUUUAUAUAUCUUUGGGAAAAACCUUGUUCAAGUGAGGAGAUUUAUUGACACUAAGACUAUGGGGGAUAUACUCUCACAUUACUAUGGUAAGUUUUACAAGUCUGAUGAAUACCUUAGAUGGUCAGAUUGCCGAAAGUUGAGGAGCAAAAGGUGUGCUUAUGGGCCAAGAAUUUUCACUGGAUUGAGGCAACAAGAACUGUUGUCUCGAUUGUGUCUCCAUGUGUCAGAAGCAUGCCAAAAUACUAUGUUGGAGGUUUCCAAGAAAUUCGGAGAGGGAAAAGUAUCACUAGAGAAAUACGUCUCGACUUUAAAAUCCACUGUUGGAGUGAAGAGUCUUGUGGAGGCAGUGGGAAUUGGUAAAAGGAAGCGAGAUCUAACAAGAAUUGCCUUGGAGACGUCAAAGUACAACCGUGUCAAUCCUACCCACCCAGAGGUACCAAUUGGAAAAGUAUGGUCUUCUCUUUCACCUAGUGAAAUCACCAAGUUUCUGACAGGUGAUUCUCGGUUAAGUAAAGCUCGGUCAAGUGAUUUAUUUUGGGAAGCCAUUUGGCCCCGUUUGCUAGCAAGAGGUUGGCACUCAGAGCAACCUAGGGAUACUGAGGCUGGUUACAUAGACUCUUUGGUCUUUCUUAUGCCCGGUGUUAAAAAGUUUUCAAGAAAGAGAUUAGAAAAGGGAAACCACUAUUUUGAUUGUGUUGCUGAUGUUUUGAAAAGAGUUGCUUCAGAUCCUUCUCUUCUUGAGCUUGACACCGAUGCAGAUGAAAGAAACGGAAAUAAUGAAACAAUAGAAAGAAGUCUUGAUACAAAAUUGGAACGACCAUCUUAUCUUAAGGCUCGAACUCCAAAUCGCAAUUCAGAUCUCGUGAAGUUAACUGUUGUGGAUACAAGCCUAAAGAAUGGGAAGUUGUUUAAGGUGAGGGAAUUGAAAACCUCCCCAUUUGAAGUCACAAAAAAGACCGCCUCUAGAAGUCAUUAUGAGGAGCACAAUACCAUGUUCUUUGAUCAAAAGGAUAUCAAUGGUUCAAAUUUAAAGAAUAUGUCAUCUGCUAUUGGUGAUUUGCCCACUGAGAAAUAUCUUGAAAUGGGCAAUUCAGACCGAGGGGUUCCGAUUAAAACUUCAUUUUUCGUCAAUGCAUGCAUAAAAAGCUCUAAGGCCUGCAAAAGUUCCGGUGAUGCCUGCAAAAGUUCCGGUGAUGACAAGCCAAGAAAGCCUCUAAAGUGUGGCCGGAGGGUGAAGGAAAGCAGUUUGAGCUUCUUAGUCCCAUUAACAAAACGGCGUAGGAAAUUAUUGCCUGGUACUCAGUCUGAGUUAAGCCAUUGCUUGCUCAGUUCCUCAGUGAGCCUUAGUUUGGGACAAGAGAAGAAUUGUUCAAGUGAGAAAAGCCUCUAUGGGUUGGAUUCAACUCAAGAACAGGUCUCAUCCACCAUCUCUUCAAGGGGCAGUGCUACUGAGGCACAUGAUGGCGUUUUCUGUCCUAAUGAGAAAACUGAAUCCCCCACACUGAUUGACCUGAACUUACCUCAGGUUUCGCCAUAUUCGGAAACUGCUGAAGGCUCCGUAGUGGAGUUGAGGAAUGGUGGAGAUGACCAAUCUUCCGAAAUUCCACAAAAUUCUAGUGCACCAGUACCCUCUGCUGAUUUGACUGGUAAUUUCAGAAGGCAAGGCACAAGGAAUAGGCCACCAACAGCGAGAGCAUUAGAAGCCCUUGCAAAUGGGUUUUUAACCACCAAUCGGAGGAGGAAGCAUAAAGAAUCCUUUUCUAGGAAAACCUCAACGGCCACACCUCAAGUUUAUAAAAAUGAGCAAGACAUGCUUGGUGAAAUGGUGGUUAAUGGGAAUUUUGGUACUGGUACCGUGGCUUCGUGAUGGCAGAAGUUGGAAAUGGUGUAUAGUGGCAAAAGUGACAUUCAGCAAAUUUCAUGUUUUGUCUAAGGGAACAGUGCUAUAGUUUCGGGAUGCUAAAUUCGUGUCAUGCAAAUUUUCCCUUCACGUGCGACUAUUUUUGGGCCUUGGUUUUUGAUGCUCAAUGAUAUCGAAGCUUUCUUCUGUCUUUUACCAUUAAUUCCUGUUUCUUUUCCCUCCACAAAUCCAAAAACCGAACGCUUUGAGCAUGUUGGUAGCAACAACUGAAUUGUCCCCUUGGAGUGGUUAUAAUUUGUACAGGUGACUGAUUUGUUUCUGUAGCUUUGAGGACUUAUAAUUGCAGCCUGCAGCAAAUAUGGCCCUGGGAUGAACAAGUUCGGUAAUGGGGAAAGGAGCUGAUGAUAUUUCCUAAAAACUGAUUUCAUCAGAAAAUCCAUCUAAAAACGGCGAGGUUCAAGAUAUCAGAUGUAGGAAAUUAUGCCGUUUUCAAAACUGAAAACUGAUGAAAUUUCUCUGUUUUGUUUGCAGGCGACAGGCCUAUCUUGACCACCAAUUCCGGUGAAUCAUUUCCUGUUGCUAUACUUUCCAGUCAAGUUUCUCUGUUGAAUCUGCACAGUUGUAGUGUAUGAGUUUCUUCUAAUCAGUUGUCGUGAGAUUUACAUCCAUCCAUGACGAAAAUGUGAUUGAUGAUCGGUUAAUUGCUCAUGGAAGGGAUGAACUUGUGCCAUUAUGAUCUUCUUGGCAAUUAGAAAGAGGAAGAAACAGAAGUAGGGAUGAAAUUACUUUGUCCAUUUCAGAAUAUCUGACUAUAUUUCCUGAUCUCUACCGUUGUUUACUUUUCCUUGAUUUUGUCA
Molecule: messenger RNA, 3463 nt
Organism: Rhododendron vialii
Lineage: Eukaryota; Viridiplantae; Streptophyta; Magnoliopsida; Ericales; Ericaceae
Exons: 4
Coding region: 174-2612 (812 amino acids)
Cellular component (GO): nucleus
Molecular function (GO): transcription corepressor activity
Source: RefSeq, a predicted model, not a curated record